Fusarium pseudograminearum CS3096 is the source of this 1800-nucleotide messenger RNA. RefSeq lists its product as uncharacterized. Gene Ontology annotation, molecular function: oxidoreductase activity; FAD binding. The transcript is spliced from 2 exons. Lineage: Eukaryota; Fungi; Ascomycota; Sordariomycetes; Hypocreales; Nectriaceae. The coding region runs from base 1 to 1800 and encodes 599 amino acids. The record is from RefSeq and is a predicted model, not a curated record.
AUGCACAUCGGCGUUCUGUUCCCCUUACUCGCCCUCGUUCCUGCUGGGACUUGGGCCAAGGACAUAGUUAAUUCGUCAAAGCGCGACUCUCAGUGCAAAUGCAUCCCAGGUCAAAGCUGCUGGCCUUCGUCCUCGGAUUGGCGGGCUUUCGAUGAGCAAGUCGACGGGGGCCUCAUCAAGACUCAGCCUAUCGCACAGUCCUGUUACCCUGGUCCUGCUGAAGACCUCAAGCACUGCGCAUAUGUAAACGAAAUGUGGUCUGAUCAAGACUUCCAGUCAUCAGACCCAAUUGGAAGACCUUAUCCCCAUAACAUUACCUGUGCUCCAGUUGACUACAACGCUGGGCAAAAGCCAACUACAUGUACUCUGGGAGCGUCACCAGUUUACGCUGUGAAUGCUACAACACGGUCACAAAUCAGAAAUACCCUGGCCUAUGCCCAAGAGCGUAACUUGAGGCUGGUGGUAACUGGUACUGGCCAUGAUCUGCUUGGCCGCUCGGACGGUUACGGUGGUCUUGAACUGUGGUUACAUCAGUACAAGAACAAGAUUGAUUUCCGAAAGACUUUUAAGCCCAAGAGCAGCUGUGACAAGUCUGGUUGGACGGGAAGUACUAUCACGAUUGACGGCAACUACCAGUGGCGUGAUGUCUACAAGGUAGCCAAGGCCAACAACGUUAUUGUUGUCGGCGGCGGCUCCAUCACUCCCGGUGCAAUUGGUGGUUGGGCAUCAGGAGGUGGUCAUGGCCCAGCUACGAGAAACUACGGUCUCGGCGCUGAUCAGAUCCUCGAGGCGGAAGUGAUGCUGGCUGAUGGUAAAGUCAUUACUGUCAACCACUGCCGAAACUCGGAUCUCUUCCGUGCCAUGCGUGGUGGCGGACCAGGUUACGCCAUCACUCUAAGCAGCACCAUCAAGGCCCACCCUAACGUCGACACUGUCACAGCUCACCACUUUGAAGUUGCGCCACUGGAGAAGACUGAGAAGAACAAAGACCUUCUCGACGCCGUGUCGGUUUUGCUACAGAAACUCCCUGAUCUUAACGAUGCUGGCUUUUCGGGAUACGGGUACUGGUUCCGCAACUUUCCUACCGUCUUUGUCGGAAACGCAACAUCUGGUUACUCUCAUGGCUUCUGGGCAAUCGGAAAGACCCGUGAGGAAGCUGAAGCCGGUUGGGCCCCGGUACGCAAGGCCUUGAGCAAGUUCAAGGACCAGCUGUACAUGAAGGAGACCUGGGCUACAUAUCCCGACUAUUGGUCUUUCUACGAAGCUGAGUCGGGCUUGUAUAAUCCCACUGGCGACACAUCAAUCCUCACAUCAAGACUGAUUGACCGCGAGAGUGUCAAGAGCUUCGCCAAUGUUCGGGAUGCCGUUGAAGUCAUCAGCGGCAAACCUGAUGAGUUCGGCACUAAUGUCAUCCUCUUCGUUUCCGGAGGCCAGGUCUUCAAAGAUGCCGCAGAUGAGUCUAGUGGACUUAACCCGGCCUGGAGAAAGUCCUACUACGUUAUAGUUUCGAGCCAGGGUAUUUCCAAAACUGCUACUCCUGCUGAACGAAAGGCUGCGACUGAUGAAGUCACCUUUGUCAAGGGUGUAGCAGCUAAGAAGCUGGCUCCCAAGACUGGAGCUUACAUGAACGAGGGUGAUCGUAAUGAUCCUGACUACCGACAGUCUUUCUAUGGCAGCUUGUAUGAAACACAUUUGGAUACAAAGAACAAGUGGGAUCCUUCGCAUUUGUUCUACUGCCCAACAUGUGUUGGGUCAGAAUAUUGGGUCGAGACUUCAGACGGGGCGUUGUGCAAAGCUUAG